CGUUUUCUGCAUUCAUUCGUUGAUAUAAAUGGUGAUCUGAGUGCCGAAAUAAUAUUUGGCACAAAACAGGAUGGUCGUUUGAAAAUGGAAGCUUGGCGACGCAAAUCAAAUGAACUAUGGGAACUGGAUAAUACAUUGAUUGCUGAUCUACCGGCCGAAUCGUGUAGCACAAAUUACUUUGGCGCUGUAUUGUUCGCCGAUUUUGAUGCUGAUGGUACCAUGGAUAUUGGCCUACCAUGUUGUGCGGAUGCGGCGUGCCGAAAAGUCCUUGUUAUCAAUAUGUGGAAUUAUCAUAUUGGCGCAUGGCAGGAUUUCCAUAUCACAGGGCUCGAGGGAUCUGAUUUGGUAUCGAAAAAAGAUGAAGGGAAUGUUGUUUUUCGGGUUGGUGAUUUUUCCCUGGAUGGAUACCCAGAUUUGAUAGCACUUGUCCGAGAGAAAACACAAAAUCCAAUGAUUCUGGAGAAUGUACCAUGCACCGAUUGCAUAUCAAAUGCUUCAAGGAGAUUUGAGCUGCGCACAAGCCCACGGCUCAUACAACCAGCCGAUGUUUCACUGGGACAAAUUCAGCUUGCAUCAUUUUUUGAUCUGAAAGAGGAUGGAACCCUGGAUGUAUUGCUGGAAUAUAAAGAUGCGGAUCAGAGUAUGGCUGUUGAUUUCAUCAAAUGUGAAGAUAAGGGUGAUACAACGUUUCUCAAAGUACAAGUGUUCUCAAGCACUUGCGAUCAGUUCUGCAGCUCGACGAAAACCAAAAUUGGAAGUGGUAUUGCCUGGCACGGUGCUUGCGUAAUGUUCAGUAUGUCGGAUUCGUGGGGCCACGAUCAGGUUGGAUCGCAGUGUCAAAUGCCACAGACAACUCAUCGCGCUCUUUCUACACCAUUCUCCUUGUUUGGUUUAGGGCGAUCCCCAAAUUUCGUUGAUUAUGGUAAUAUUUUUUGGAUUUUUUAGCU
Messenger RNA from Gongylonema pulchrum, 947 nucleotides. The record is from the annotation of a GenBank genome assembly. NCBI's taxonomy places the organism in Eukaryota, Metazoa, Nematoda, Chromadorea, Rhabditida, Gongylonematidae.